Callithrix jacchus (white-tufted-ear marmoset) is the source of this 3125-nucleotide messenger RNA. It is a transcript of the gene SH3GL3, whose product is annotated as SH3 domain containing GRB2 like 3, endophilin A3. NCBI's taxonomy places the organism in Eukaryota, Metazoa, Chordata, Mammalia, Primates, Cebidae. Gene Ontology annotation, cellular component: glutamatergic synapse; cytoplasm; presynapse. Gene Ontology annotation, molecular function: protein binding. The record is from RefSeq and is a predicted model, not a curated record. Gene Ontology annotation, biological process: synaptic vesicle uncoating; endocytosis.
UUGACUCUGGGAAUCCUGCUCAUUGGUCUGCUUUUCCUAAUUAUGUCAAUGAAUACCUACCUAUGUGUGCAGUAGAGCUAAAGGAAGAAGGUGAAAACCACCUCAGAUUUCCAUGAUCCAGGAGUAACUGCUGUGAACCUCCACUUCUCCAUCCUGCUCCCAUUUCCUGUUUCCACCCUCAUCCAGUUUGCUUUUCCAGGAUCUUUACUGCUUCCUUUGAUGGGGGUGAGGACUCUCCCUAACCACCCCAUCUCCUGAAGGAACUGUUGCCCCAUCAUAGCCAGCAUUUGAUAGCCCAAGGGCAAGUUUAUGUAUUUGAGAACCAUGUUUUUCUUCUAUAACUAAAAACCUGAAAAUCCUUCAGUAUUACAUAGCCCAGUGUCUGUAGAGCACAAUCGUUUUGAAUUUCAGUCUGCUUCUGCUGUGUGAUCUUGGGAAAGUCAUUAACCCUUUUGGGCCACUAUCACUAUUUGAAAUGAAGAGGCUGAACCAAAAUGCCCUUUCCAGGGGAAAGCAAGUGGUGAAAUUAGGCCUAUUUAGGGAAUAGAGAAUAGCCUGUGGGACAGGUUUGUGCCUGUUUUUUGGUAGAGUUGAGUAAGAAUUGUCAGAAGCUGAUAGACAGAGGAUAGAUAUAUAGAUAGGUGAUUGAUAGGUAAAUGACAGCUAGAUGAUAGGUGAUUGAUAGAUUAGAUGAUAGAUGACAGAUGAUUGAUAGAUUAGAUGCUAGAUAGAUAGAUAGAUAGAUGAUAGAUAAAAGGGAACCAAAUACUGUCUCUGUGCCCUGGGCAUUUUUGCCAGGCAGGGGAAAUUGCAUCAUUGGGGUCAGAGUUGUAUGGCCCACAGAGGUCAGCUCAGAGGUUGGGAGGAGGUUGAUGACCUUGUGUGGGAACCAACCUCAGGGGAAUGAAUGAUGUUGGGGCCUCUUAGGGGCCUCCACUCUUGGAGUUUGGACUCCCCUUUCUCUGUGGGUCUAAGCUGGCUUCCUUCCACUGUGGAAUUGUGCUAACACUGACCCUUUAGUGAUUUUGCCUUUGUUGUUUUUUGUUUUCCGCUAUCCUCAUUAGCAGAGGUUUUGCUCUUAUACACUUCAUUGUCCCAGUGACUUCUUAUAUGCCAGUCACUGGCGGGUAAAUGCCAGAGGGACACUGAGGACUCAUCAGGAGGGCUCAGCCUUCUCUCAGAGAGGAAGCCAAGGUGGCCAGAUUACGAUCUGUUUUUUCUGGUAAAUGUCCUGGGUAGGAAAUGUUAUUUGUGAGUUUGAAAUAUCCACCAAGGGCAGAGGGUGCCCUGAAGACAAACAGGAAUCAAGUGGUCAUUUUCUUGGCCCUGAAGUGAUGCUCUGCCUCUGUGAUGUCACAGUUGGCUCCUCACAACCUAGUUCAGCCUAGCACAGUACAUGACAGUGGUCACUGGGUUUCUAUCUGGGCAGGAUAGCACCUGUGCAUCAGGGAAAAUAGACCAAGCUCUCACAAGGGCAGUAUCAUCCUUUGGAAUUUGUUCAUUUUAGUUACAUACUCGUCAGGAGCUUUUAAGGGAAUAUGACCAUUUUCCCAGUGAGCAGUGGCAUAAACAUUGAGGACUCUCUUAAAUCAAAAGAUGAAUGAAUGGAUGGAAUCUUUGCUGGGAUAAUAUGCAAACCAGGUAAUAUGUGCCUGACCUGGAUCUCCCAACAGCUGUUUAGUGAAAAAAUAAGUGGUGCUGAAGGAACUAAACUAGACGACGAAUUUCUUGACAUGGAAAGGAAAAUAGAUGUUACCAAUAAAGCUGUUGCAGAAAUUCUUUCAAAAACCACUGAAUAUCUUCAGCCAAAUCCAGCAUACAGAGCUAAGCUAGGAAUGCUGAACACUGUGUCGAAGAUCCGAGGGCAGGUGAAGACCACGGGAUACCCGCAGACAGAAGGCUUGCUGGGGGACUGUAUGCUGAAAUAUGGGAAGGAGCUCGGGGAAGACUCCACCUUUGGCAAUGCAUUGAUGGAAGUUGGUGAAUCCAUGAAGCUAAUGGCUGAGGUGAAAGACUCUCUUGAUAUUAAUGUAAAGCAAACUUUUAUUGAUCCACUUCAGUUACUACAAGAUAAAGAUUUAAAAGAGAUUGGGCACCACCUGAAAAAGCUGGAAGGCCGCCGCCUGGAUUAUGAUUAUAAAAAGAAAAGAGUAGGUAAGAUACCAGACGAAGAAGUCAGACAAGCGGUAGAAAAAUUUGAAGAGUCAAAGGAGUUGGCUGAAAGAAGCAUGUUUAAUUUUUUAGAAAAUGAUGUAGAACAAGUCAGCCAGUUGGCCGUGUUCAUAGAGGCAGCAUUAGACUAUCACAAACAGUCCACAGAGAUUCUGCAGGAGCUGCAGAGCAAGCUACAGAUGCGAAUAUCAGCUGCAUCCAGUGUCCCCAGACGAGAAUACAAGCCAAGGCCCGUGAAAAGGAGUUCUAGUGAGUUCAACGGUGUUUCUACCACCUCUGUAGCAAAGACGACAGGUUCUAACGUUCCCAUGGACCAGCCUUGCUGUCGUGGUCUUUAUGACUUUGAGCCAGAAAACCAAGGAGAAUUAGGAUUUAAAGAAGGGGACAUCAUUACGUUAACCAAUCAAAUAGAUGAAAACUGGUAUGAAGGAAUGAUACAUGGGGAAUCCGGAUUCUUCCCCAUUAAUUAUGUUGAAGUAAUCGUGCCUUUACCUCAGUAAUUGUAACACAAACUGGACAUAACUUUCGUAACUGAAAUGAAUUCACACCAAUGUGCUCUCAGUGUGGUGUUCUGUGACAUCCUUUGCUCGAUGACCAACUUAAUGACUUUUUUACGUGUGUUCUCUGUAUAAUGUAUUUUGUAUCAAUUUAAUUUGUAUAAAUGAUUUUCUUGUCCUUGCUACAUGAAAAUAUUUUCUUUUUUGCUUCUUGUCCUAAAAGUCAUUGGUUAAAUGUAUGUGCUUCCUGUUGCUAAAUAUAAGCCUCACCCAUUGCAGUUAUGUCAACAAAUGGCCUAUAUUCCUCAACUGCAAUGAAAUGGUAACAUUUGAAACUAAGAAAUGCUAAAUAUUUUGUUUCUCGACAUUCCUGAUGAUGUCUGGUCUUUUCUCUUCUUUGUAUUUUAAGCUUACCUGUGAAUAGCCCAAUAAACAUGACACACUGUGUUGGCAGAA